Chelonia mydas (Green sea turtle) is the source of this 2372-nucleotide messenger RNA. RefSeq names its product chromosome 7 C10orf88 homolog (gene C7H10orf88). The record is from RefSeq and is a predicted model, not a curated record. Bases 84 to 1472 code for a protein of 462 amino acids. The transcript is spliced from 7 exons. NCBI's taxonomy places the organism in Eukaryota, Metazoa, Chordata, Testudines, Cheloniidae.
GAACGGUGUCCGGUGGGGAGCAUGUUCUGGUUAUUUCUGGCCGGCGCGGAAGGGGACUGUUGGCCUCGAGCGGGACGGUUGCGAUGGCGAGCGGCAGCCUGGCGGGCGUUGCGGCAACCGAGGAUGGACCCCGCAGCGCCAAUGGCCCCCUCCGCCACCCCCGCAUCGCUGCCGGCUGCUCCUGGGACUGCGCUUCCCCCUCGUCUCCCGGGGGCCUGGCGGACACCCUGCGUCUCCUUCCCGAGGGAGCCAGUGACGGCGAGGCGCUGGCGCCGCCUGAGCACGGGGAGAACUCUGUGGUUUUGGAGAGACGUUUAAAUGAUGAAAAGGAAACUCCCUGCUUACUGUACCUGCAGUGUGAUCCUCAUGGAUCUGAGCAAAUAGUCUGUGUUGGAAUUUUAAGUGAGGCAAGAAACAUGGAAGUCUAUGUAGGAGAAGAGUAUUGUGGAACUGGUAGGGGACAGAAUGUCUGCACCAUCCAGAAUGAUAGAAAUGACAAGGUUACCUUAUACAAAAAGUAUCUUAAAUUGGAGUACUCCACAACCUCUUGUAGAAUUAAGCUGCUCUCUAUUGGUGAAAGACAAAGAGUACUCCUAACUAAAAUUGUAGUACAAGUAAGAUCAGUUUCUGCAAAGUCUGCCUCAGAUCUUUCUUCAUUAGGAUCAAACGUAGAUCUAGACAGAGUUCAAACUAUGGUGGAAUCCAUUGGGUCAAAGUUAUCUCCAGGUGCUCAGCAGCUCAUGAAUAUGGUUCGACUUCAGCAGAAGAACAGUUUUCCUCUUAGAGACAAACUUCAAUGUAUCUUUGGAAAAAGAGAAUCUGUCUUUGGAGACAAGCAUACAGUCGAUGGAUUGCACAAUGCAGCUGCUUUUAAAGGAUUAGACCAAUCAUCCAAUGCACCCUUUCCUUUUAAAAGUUGUUUGACAACUGAAACAGUUUUUGGAGAUUUAAAAACACAUACUGGCAUGAACACAUGGAUACCUGGUAGAGAGAAUAUUCCUGAUCUUGAAACCCUUAAAACUAUGCAACAAAGCACUCCUCUUCCUGGAAAUGAUUUUAAAGUUAUGUUGUCAUCGUUAAUGCAAGAGCAAGCAAGUGCAAACCCAAAUAUGCCCAGUUCUGGGCUGCUGCUUCCUUUUCUUCAAAACUUAUGUGGUCAAGUAAAUCAUCUUCAGCUAGAUGAUGGGAAUAAGCAUUUUGAGAAGAGUACAAUGGAUGAAGAGGAAGGCAUUCAAACUAUUGGAAUGGAACAGCAGCCUAUUUGCUCCUACUUGGAAAAGGUCAUAUCCAAAAAUAUGGAACUGAUGGAGAAAAAACUAAUGGACUAUAUUGAUCUAAGUAUGCAGAAACUUCAGGAACAUAUAGAUACUAAAGUUGUUCUGUUAAUGGACAUGGUUCAAAACUCCAAAACGAACAAAAUGUCACAAGAACACUAUGACUCUGGAGAAGGACUCUCAAAUGGAGAGAGAUAGACAAUAUUUGAAAGAGAGGACCCCAAUAUAAAUACUUUCCAGGGAUGCUUGAAUCAUAUUGCACGUUGGUGCCAUAUAUAGAUGCCUUGUGGUCCUCUGCGUCUGAUCUCAUUCGGUAUGUAUCUCUGCUCACUUUCGUUUUCAAAAUAAGUCCAGCAGGGACCAAAAUGAUUACUAUUGAGAGCAAAGUGAUAAUAGACUGGUCCUGUAUCUCAACCCUUUCCCCAACUGCAUUGUGAACGAGUGUGAGUUGAGAUAAAUAUACAGUUAUAUAAUUGUUCUUAAACUAUAAACACUCAUGCUAUUCAGUGGUAGUAUGAUGUAUAAAAAAAAAAAAAAGGGCGGGGGGGAUUUGAAUAGCCACAAGAAGAUUCUGUUGUCACUAAGUCUAGAUCAGAAAAUCAAUCAAUCUGGUUCACCUAUAUUUUUAUAACCAAAAUUAUUUAUUGAAGAGAAUUAUAGGCUUUUAUUUGUCUAGGAAGUAAAUGCAACAGAUUUGAAAUUAGGGAAUGGUAAAGACAGAUAAGGAACAUAUUCAGAUGUAUACCAUCACUAAGCAAGUACUCUGAUGUUUAUUAGAAAUUUGCUACACUGGUAAAAAUGCUUCUAGAGCUCAUCAGCAGGAAAUCAUGCAAUGAACCAAUCCUUUUGACGGUAAAAGCGAUUGAAAUAACAUCAUGUUAAAUUGAUAAUACACCCAUCUGAGUUACUGGGAUUCUUUUACUUCAGCUUAAGUGGCCCAACAACGGUCACAUUUUCCUGGCCAGAACUUGUCUCUCUCUUGUUCCUAGUUACACAGCCCUGGUAGCAUCGGGAAGAAUAAUCGUACACCUUGCACACCACCACUUUGCACUGGAGGUAAACUGUAGAGUAUCCAUUAAAAAACUGAAAGGCUUUAAA